AUGGUGACAAAGAAGAGAGGCAUUGAUAAGUUCGCCACAGUGGCUUUGAUGCAUAGCUCAAAAUCUAUAAUCCCACCGAAGAUGCGCGAUCCUAGGAGUUUUACUAUACCUUGCUCCAUUAGAGGAUUGUACAUCGGGCAAGCGCUAUGCGAUCUUGGAGCCAAUAUUAACCUGAUGCCUCUGUCAAUUUUCAAGCAGCUGAAUGUGGGACAACUUGCGCCCAUGAUAGUGACUCUCCAAUUAGCCGAUAAAUCUCCGGUGUAUCCAGAGAGGAAUGUGAAGGAUGUGCUGUCACAAUUGAAAAAUUUAUAUUACUAG
Benincasa hispida (wax gourd) is the source of this 318-nucleotide messenger RNA. RefSeq lists its product as uncharacterized. The record is from RefSeq and is a predicted model, not a curated record. Lineage: Eukaryota; Viridiplantae; Streptophyta; Magnoliopsida; Cucurbitales; Cucurbitaceae.